This is a messenger RNA of Erythranthe guttata (spotted monkey flower), 2228 nucleotides long. RefSeq lists its product as uncharacterized. Gene Ontology annotation, cellular component: cytoplasm. Lineage: Eukaryota; Viridiplantae; Streptophyta; Magnoliopsida; Lamiales; Phrymaceae. Gene Ontology annotation, molecular function: exopolyphosphatase activity. The record is from RefSeq and is a predicted model, not a curated record.
AUGCAAACGGAAUAUGCGGACAAAAGAUUCGCCCGACACACGUCGAACGAGAUUCGGGCCGGGCCGUCCGUCACACUGCAGAGGAAGCUGGUAGAAUCGAAGCUCGCUAGCCCGAAAUUAGACCAUAGUAAACAAACCCCGGACAUCACGGAUUUCAUGAACGACUUGUUCUUCGGAACAAUCAAUGGUGGUGAUCAUCCGAAGAGAGCUUACAAUCUCAACGGUGGUGAUUGUACUAGAGGGCGGGCCUCACAAGAUCAAGAUAAUGAUGAUUUCGACUCGAGCACUAGGAGCGUCAGCAGCAGACAGACUCAGGAGUGGCUCGAGGAGGCUAAGCGGAUGGUGGCUUCCUCUCCUAACUCAAGGGGGGCCGAUUCCCCCACUAGGUUCGUUGGCUCGCCAAGAUUUGCUACGUCGCAGGCGAGGUUUUCGGCUUCGUCUAUUGAUAGAAGAGACCCUUUGUCUAGAUCUGCAAGAAGAAACAGGGCAUUGGAAGGUUUUAGUAGUGAAAUCCUUUCUAAAACAGCAACCCAUACCCGGAAAAGAUCCGAAACCAAUUUGGACCCUCCACCACAACAAAAUGGAUCCCCUACAUCAGAUGCACAAAAUUGGGUUUCCUCUGACCCCACACCACCGAGCCCCACAAGCAAUCCGGGGGGCCCACCUCUCCCUCCCCGCCAAUCAACGCACCGCAGAACCCGGUUCCAAGCACCCGCGCCCCAGACGAUCCCAGCUCUUCCCGCCAAUAUUUCCCUUUCAAAAAGGACUUUCAAAUCAACUCCAAUCACCUCAAACUCGCCUUCUCGAAUCCCCGAGGCUCAGCUUCUCUCCCCGCCGAAGCAUCUCGUCGAGUCCGCCCACCGGAGGUCGGUGUCGUCGAGCACGUGCUCCGUGCCGGAUCCCGCCGGAAUAUUCCUGUCGCCGCUGCGGAACUUGGUGGAGUCGGCCCACCGGAGAUCCGUAUCCUCCUCCACGUGCCGAACCGAUCGUAACUUCCGGAAGGAUAAUAGUAGCGACGACGGUGGCGGGAAAUUGAACGGUCGGGAUUUGAUCAACGGAUUCUUGAAGCAGCAGAGAGUCAAAAUUGAGAAGCUUUUGAGCGGCGAAAUCAAUGGCAGGGCCAAGAUUGUUCUCUCUGGACCCUCCAACAGUACGAGUUCAAUGGUGGCGGCCACGUGUUACGCGUGGCUAUCGGAGAACAAAAUGAGAGCGAAUAAAAGUGGGAAUGAUUUCGAAUUUGUUGUGCCUGUGAUGAACAUAAGGAGAGGGCAAAUGUGGAAGCACAGUCAAGCCGCUUGGCUUUUCGAUCACGUCGGCCUUGAUGCUACUUCGUUGCUCUUUGCCAAUGAGGUUGAUUUGGAGACACUAAUGAUGUCUAUGCAAUUAAGCAUGCUUGUAGUUGGGGAGGAUAUCCUUAAAACGAAUGGCGAGGUUGGAUCAUCGUGUACUGUUCUUACCGAUCAUUAUUGCGAGGAUGCAUACGACCUACUUCAGACACCGAUCUUGAAGCAACUUCUGCUAGCAGGUAUACUAUUGGACACGAAAAACCUAAGUACUUCCCCGAAGCUGUCUAUGGCUAGAGAUGCAGAGGCAGUUCAGCUUCUCUCCGUUUCCUCUGCUCCCAACUAUAGGAAUACUCUAUACGAUCAGUUGGUGCAAGAUCAAAGAGAUAACGACUUCUUUGAAGCUCUAUGCCGUACGUACGGGAAACCUCCUAGCGAACUUAAGUGGGACGGUAGAAUUUCUGAGAUGAAGAUUCCUUCCGAUAAAUUUAUUACACAAAAUGAAUCAAAUGAUGCAAGAACAAAGAAGGUUUCACCUAUUUCAGGUAAACCUAGACCGUCUCCGAUUCCGACUCCGGUAAAACCAACCGCAAAACCGAACGAAGAUCCCUCUCGUGGAAAAAAUCGAAACUUUUUCGCCAAGUUGUUUGGAUUUGGUUCAAAAUAGUCCAUACUUUUUUGGAGUCUUCUCUAUGUUUUUUUCUUUUUUUUAAUAAUUUAAAUUAUUAUUUUUGUAGCAAACAAUAAUUUGAGAAAUGAGUUGUCUGCAUGUAAUGUUAUUACAGCUGUGGCUGCAUCUUCAGACAAUUUCAUGUGUCUACCACAUAAUGCAGACACACUUUUGGAUUUCCUUAUCUUGUCUAUUUCUUCUUGUACUAGUUUGUUUUGUUUAAUUAAAUUGAGCUCCCUAACUUCUUGCCAAAUUCACUUAAACUCUAAAGUUCC